CACUUUUAGAGAGAGAAAGAAAGAGUAGAAGGUGAUGAGCGUUUCGUGGCCGUGGUAGCUUCACGAGAUCAGAGAGAUAGAUAGUUAGAGAGAGAGAGAGAGAGAGUUGCUCGGGUUAUUGCAUGUUUGCUUCACGCAAGCAGUUAAAGGGCGGGUUGGAUGUGUCGCGUGGCUUCAAAGGUUUCAAAUAGGGUUUAAAAAUCUAAAAACAGACCCCAGUGACCCACCACCAAUUUUCCCUCUUGGCUUCUCCUUUUCGACUCCAUCAUCAUCAAUAGAAAAAGAUGAGCAGCAGUAGCAGCAGUGGUGCCGCCGGUGGUGCUAGCGGUGGUGGUGGUGGUGGUGGUGGUGGUGGUGGGCCUUGUGGUGCAUGCAAAUUCCUCCGGCGUAAGUGUGUGACUGGUUGUAUAUUUGCUCCUUACUUUGAUUCAGAACAAGGAGCGGCUCACUUCGCAGCGGUGCAUAAGGUGUUCGGUGCAAGUAACGUCUCUAAGCUUCUCCUCCACAUACCUCUCGAUAAGCGCCUUGAUGCCGUCGUCACCAUUUGUUAUGAGGCUCAGGCUCGUCUCCGUGAUCCCAUCUAUGGUUGUGUCUCUCACAUCUCUUCUCUUCAACAACAGGUGGUGAACUUGCAGGCAGAGGUCUCAUACUUGCAUGCUCAUCUGGCAACCCUAGAGGUUCCAUCUCCAACUCCGCCAACUCCGCCACCGGCGACGUUACUGACGCCACCGUCACUCUUGGUAGCGGAUCUUCCCUCAGAUUCAAGCAUGCAACCAGCAGCAUCCUUUGAUCUAUCGAUGCUUUUUGAUCCUCAGGUGCAAAUGGAACUCCGACAAUACAGUAGUGGUGGAGGUGGCGGUUGUGGUGUUGAUGGUGGUGGUGUUGAUAUUCAAGAAAUGGCAAGGGAGCUUCUUCAUAGACAUGGGUCCUCGGUGGGUUCAUCACCUGUGGUAGCACCUCCACUGCCACCACCGCCGCCUAUCCCUAGAUAAAGAAACUCUGAGAUCGAGUGACCUCAUUGACUGUUACUUUGUCUUUAAGAGUCUGUGCCGAUUGAAAUCCGGCUAAAUGAUGGAAUAAUCUAAUAAUUACCUGGUUUUGGAGGUGUUUUGUUCUCAUACCAAUUUGGAAUUUGAUGACCUCCCUCUUUCUGUUUAGCAAAAUAUUUAGAUGAGAUCAAAGAAAUUAGGCUACAAUUGGUGUAGUGAUUCAUGCA
Macadamia integrifolia is the source of this 1216-nucleotide messenger RNA. Its product is annotated as LOB domain-containing protein 18-like. Bases 285 to 992 code for a protein of 235 amino acids. The transcript is spliced from 2 exons. Gene Ontology annotation, cellular component: nucleus. NCBI's taxonomy places the organism in Eukaryota, Viridiplantae, Streptophyta, Magnoliopsida, Proteales, Proteaceae. Gene Ontology annotation, biological process: positive regulation of DNA-templated transcription; hormone-mediated signaling pathway. The record is from RefSeq and is a predicted model, not a curated record.